Carcharodon carcharias (great white shark) is the source of this 3383-nucleotide messenger RNA. RefSeq names its product T cell activation RhoGTPase activating protein b (gene tagapb). The record is from RefSeq and is a predicted model, not a curated record. Lineage: Eukaryota; Metazoa; Chordata; Chondrichthyes; Lamniformes; Lamnidae. The coding region runs from base 243 to 2687 and encodes 814 amino acids. Gene Ontology annotation, biological process: signal transduction; regulation of Rho protein signal transduction. Gene Ontology annotation, molecular function: GTPase activator activity. The transcript has 11 exons.
CCUGUCUACGCUAUGAGUAUUUCCACCUGCCCACAGCUCACUUAUAUAGACCAUAUGGUACAGUUGUACUGUUUAGAUUCUCCCUGUGCGCACGAUGGAUUUGUAACUUUAUGUGAUGGCACUUAUUUUAAAUGCAGUUCGCAUGAAGUAAAGGAACGACAGCUGGCACAAUAAUCUUCAUUGAUAAAUACAAGAAGCAAAAGAGAAAGAGGAGACUAACUUUACAUCACUGACCAGUACCAAUGAAGGUUUUAAGUAACUCCACUUUGUCUAAAACACUAAGUAUAAGUAAUAUGGAACCAGUUGGUGAGGCAGUGAAGAGAGAGCUACAAGAAUCAGCAGAGAUGGGAGAUGCCCAGAACUACCAAUUGGUAUUGUCAUAUGGUGAAGACUUGUCAACUUCCCUGAUUGGUGAUGAGUGCCCCUUUACCAAUGAACUGAACCAACUCCACAAACCAGCCAAACAACAGGCGAAGUGUGAUGUGUUGGCAAUCGACUUAAGGAGAAAGCCUUCAAAGUCAUCAGAGAAAUCCCGGUGCCAAUUCCAACCUAAACGCUCCCCAGAUGAAGUAGAUGCUGGUUUGAAGAAGAAAAACAAAAUGAAAAUGCCUUGGUCUUUUCGCAAAAACUCAACACAGAGUGAAUCUGUCUCUUCACACAAUGGAGGUAUUUUCGAUCAGCACCUUAAAGACAUCUGCGAUCAAGAUGACAUACUUGCUGAGCCAAUCCUUAGUAUCCUGACUGUCCUGUUCAAGAAAGGACCUUCGUUUGUUGGAAUAUUUCGGAAGUCUGCCAAUGCCAAGGCUUGCAAGGAAUUAAUUGGAAAACUAAAUGCAGCAAGAGAAGUCACUUUGGAGGAGGAGCCUGUCAUCCAGUUGGCUGCAGUUUUCAAGGAUUUCCUACGUCGUAUUCCAGAGAGUUUAUUGAUGACAGAGCUGUACGACAGCUGGAUGGCAACCAUGGAAAAGGAGAACAUUAAUGAAAGGACUGCGGAGGUCAAACAGCUUCUGACAAAACUUCCGAGCCACAACUGCAUCUUGCUUCGCUAUUUGUUCUGUGUGCUGUACUACAUCAAUAAAUAUUCUGAAGUGAAUAAGAUGGAUGCCUACAAUCUUGCUGUCUGCAUUGGUCCAAAUAUGCUCUGGCCCAACAAACCUGUGACAGCUGAAUUACAGAAAGAAGUCCUUGCAAGGGUUGUGGAUCUGAUGCAGUUUCUAAUUGAGAACUGUUGUCUAAUAUUUGGUGAUGAUAUAACCACACUUCUGGGCGAACCAGCGCAAGUACUACUGGAAUACAAUGAUAACUCAGACAUUUCUUCUCAGCAAAAUGAUUCUGCUUAUGACAGUACUGAUCAGGAUGAUUGGAAAGAUGUAUGGAAUGAGAAAAGGCGACGAGCAAGCUCCAGCUGCUAUCAACUAUUGAGGAGCAAUGAAAGGCUGAGAGUGGAUAGAAAGCAGAAUGGUCAAAUGGACAUUGAAGCUGGAGACUGCACUACAGCUUCUUGCAGCACUGAAUCAAUGGAUGCUGCCAACAGAGCAUCCUUGAGUCCCGAGACAACGUGCCUGCCAGCAUCCCUGAUUGAACGUUAUACUGUGAGAAUAAACAGACGCUGCUCAGAACCAAUAUUAGGUAUCACCUCCAGUCCUAAAAACAUCAACCAGCAGGAAUUAUUAGCAAGAAGUCACGAUGAUUGCUCAAUCUCAUCUGAUGGCCUGGAUUUUAAUCGUCAACUAAUGAAAAAACAGAUAUCUGAGGAAAGCUUUACAAGAUUUAGCAGCAGCUUUAAAAGCUUUAACAGCAGAAAGCCAGCCAACCUUAAUGCCAGCUCACAUUCUGAGCUUUCCACGGCCUCCUCCUCCAAGGCCUCUUCAAUUUCUUCCUUGGCUAGUUCAUAUUCAAACCUGUCAGAGAACUCUGUUUUUAUCAGCUCUCCACUUGUUUCCCCAAGUUGUUCCAGUCAAGAGAAUUCCUCCUUUUCAGACUAUCCAGCAAAACUACAAACAAAUUCUAUUCAAGUUCCUGAUAACCAUGUGAAACCCAUGAAAGAAAAGGCUAAGACACCGCUAAAGAAGACUCAAAGCUGGGGCCCUACAAGGACAUUUAACUCAAACAAGGAAUCCUGCUUGGAAAACAUUUUGAAAGAAACCCCCCCAAUUUGUGAGACAUUCCCUGAGGACCAAGCCAAUGUAAGUGACACUGUCAGGUACAGACCUCGCUUAAUUUCUGUUGAUGAGGUCUUUCAACAAAUCGAUAGCAAAAGACGUUGUAGUCCACCUUCUUAUGGUAAAGCUGUUGAAGAAAAUAAUCCACCUGUUGCUACAAUGAAAGGAAUGACAGUGAAAAACAUGAGAAGAUUGUCUCAGCUGGAAGAAGCCAAGAAAUACCAUUGUCAUGUUGUUGCUGGGCAGAAAAAUAGGCCUUGUUCUUUAACAGAGGAACUGCUCUAUCCUUCAUGCCAAGAUAAUUUCACAAACAAUUUUGGCUCAUGUGAUAAACAGUCUCAACUUGCCAAUCAGUUUGAAGAGUUGCACAACAAUUUUGAAAAUGAUUUGCACCCCAUAGGAUUUAAAAAAACACAACAGUACAGGGAGAGAGCUAUGACUGAAUCUGCAAGUAGGGGCAGAUGCUUCAGACAAAGCUUUGAGGGCUAUGAACAGAUUCAGCAUGUUAAAGAAUCUUAUGUGUAAUAUGGGCAAAAAACUAUGUCCUAAUAUUCUUUCCAUGCUCAUGUUCAGUCAAUGCACUAUACAAUCUAAAAAGCUGUUUGUGAUGUUGCGAUGUUCUUAUGUUGUGAUUUUCAAUUAGCUUAGUCUUAUGGAAUAAAAUGGCAAUGCAUGUAUAGUUUAGAGUCUUUGAAAUUCCCAGGGGGCAAUUUUAACCUAAUUUAACCUAGGAAACUAACAAGAUCGGGUGAAAUGCUGAUUUUGUACCCCACCCAAAUAGGUUUUUUUAAAACAUAUUCUGCCAGUUGGAAAGCUGACAGGAUUGGUUAAAAUGUUGGUUGUACACUCUGCCCAGUUAUACUGUCUGUUGAAGCUAAUGAAUAAUAUUGGGCGGAUUUUAAAAUCAGCAUACAACCUGAUCCAACUAGUUUCCCAUACAAUAAAUUGGUGUAAAAUUGUACCCCGCUCCCACUUCAAAUCAAUAUACAAUAUUGAGAGGAAAAUCUGUAUGAUACAGUAGAAAGGAUUCAAAGUUGUUAAUGUGAGUCAUAUUUGAAGUGAUAUCACUGAAAUUUGUAAAUAUUUAUAUAAUCAAAUGACGUUCCAUGUAAAUAUUGUACAUGAAAAUUAUCAGAAGUCUUCAUGUGUGUAAUGUACUUUGCAAAGAAUUUCGAUCUCUUCAAACUCUUUUUACUACAAUAAAACAGUAUGUUUCCAUUA